AUGCCUCAUCGUGCAGCCUCCCCGGCUCUCUCUGAGAAUGAGUUCGAUAUUACAAAGUCAUUAUUCAAAGAUGAUGACGCCGAAGACGACAAUUUUACUGCUCCCACCAGCAAAGAUAUAGGAGCAUGGGAUGCUGGUGGGAUACUUGAUCUGGGAGUUGAGAGCGAUGGAGAGGGCGAUGGAGCUUUUAUCGCUUCUCAGCAGGCGGCGUCGAAUCGGAAAGCUUCGAACCUAAAGGGCAAGACGGUGAAGAAGGGUGGAGGAUUUCAGGCAAUGGGUUUAAAUUCCCAUUUGCUCAAGGCCAUCAGCCGGAAAGGCUUCUCUGUACCUACACCUAUUCAGCGAAAAACGAUUCCUCUAGUCCUCGACCAUCAAGAUGUUGUUGGUAUGGCGAGAACUGGUUCCGGAAAGACUGCAGCGUUUGUGAUACCAAUGAUUGAGAAAUUGAAGGCCCACAGCGCACGGGUCGGAGCAAGAGCAUUGAUAAUGUCACCCUCUCGAGAACUCGCUCUUCAGACAUUGAAAGUCGUUAAGGAAUUUGGUAGAGGCACAGAUCUCAAAUGUGUGCUAUUGGUUGGUGGGGAUAGUCUAGAGGAACAAUUCGGGUUCAUGGCCGCAAACCCCGAUAUUGUCAUUGCAACCCCUGGUCGAUUCCUACAUCUCAAAGUGGAGAUGUCUCUAGACCUAUCUUCCAUGAAAUACGUGGUGUUUGACGAGGCCGAUCGACUUUUCGAGAUGGGAUUUGCAGCCCAAUUGACUGAGAUUCUACACGCCUUGCCAAUUACACGACAAACAUUACUAUUCUCCGCCACGCUCCCCAAGUCUCUCGUCGAGUUUGCUAGAGCUGGUCUGCAAGAACCCAGCCUUGUUCGGCUCGAUGCAGAAAGUAAGGUGUCACCAGAUCUUCAGAGCGCAUUUUUUAGUGUCAAGAGUGCCGAGAAAGAAGGCGCAUUACUACAUAUCCUCAACGAUUUGAUCAAGAUGCCUACUGGUCCACCAGAGGGGGCAAAGAAAAUAGCCGAAAGAAACGAUAAGAAGCGGAAACGAGGGGCUGAUGGGCCAGGUUCAAAGCACAAACCUACGGAGCAUUCAACGAUCAUUUUUGCAGCUACGAAGCACCACGUCGAUUACUUGGCGUCGCUUCUACGUCUCUCUGGAUUUUCUGUGUCUCACGCUUAUGGCUCACUGGAUCAAGUAGCGAGAAAUAUUCAAGUGGAAGACUUCCGGACUGGAAUGACUAAUAUAUUGGUAGUUACCGAUGUCGCUGCAAGAGGUAUUGAUAUUCCUGUCUUGGCAAAUGUCAUCAAUUAUGACUUUCCGCCGCAACCAAAAAUCUUCGUUCAUCGUGUUGGCCGUACAGCAAGAGCCGGUCAAAGAGGAUGGAGUUACAGUUUGGUUCGCGAUACAGAUGCACCUUACCUGUUGGAUCUACAGCUGUUCCUUGGCAAGAGACUUUUGCUUGGUCGCGAGAGUGGAGAAACACCCAAUUACUCCGAAGAUGUUAUUGUCGGCGCGCUGCUCAGGGACAAACUGGAAAGUACGACAGAGUGGAUCCAGAAGCUGCUCAGUGACGAUGAUGAUCUCAGUGCCCUCCGGACUGUUGCAGGAAAGGGCGAGAAAUUGUACAUCAAGACUCGCAAUUCAGCAUCCAACGAGAGCGCAAAGAGGGCCAAGGAAGUUGUGGCUUCUAAAGGGUUCAUGCAGCUGCAUUCCCUCUUCAACAGCGAGACAAACAAUGCAGAACAAGCACGCAUCGAUAUGCUUGCUAGAAUCAGUGGAUUCCGACCGCAGGAAACUGUGUUUGAAAUAGGUACUAGGGGCAAGGCGGCUCAUAGUGAGGCUGCCGAAGUCAUGAGAGCACGGAGACUGAAAAUAAUACCCAGAAGACAAAAGGAUGAAGAUGAAAAGGCGGCAGCAAAGGCAGAGGCAGAGGCAAACGAUGAGGAUUUCGAUACGAUGGAUGUGGAACCGGAUUCCGACGAUGAUGAUGGUCUGGAAGUCACUGUGAGUGGUGGUGGAGAUGACAUGGAAGAGGCAUCAGAUGGUGAACUAGAAGUCACAUUCUCCAAGACGGCGCAAAAAGGCAAAGGCAGGACGCUAUCUUACCAGGACUCGGAGAAUUUCAUGUCAUACACUCCAAAAUCAAUCAACACGGCCGAAGAACGGGGCUAUGGAGUUCACUCGGGAUCAUAUAACACAGCAUCUCAGAACUCGAAUUUCGUUGAGGCAGCCAGAGGCGUCACUAUGGACCUUACGAACGAUGACGGUGCGAAGUCAUUUGCUGAACCCGCCAGAGCAAAAGGUAUGCGCUGGGAUAAAAAGAAUAGCAAAUACGUCGCUCGAGCAAACGACGAGGAUGGUUCCAAGGGAAAGAAAAUGAUCCGUGGUGAAAGCGGACAGAAAAUCGCAGCCAGUUUCCAAAGUGGCCGAUUCGAUAGGUGGCGCAAAGCGCACAAAGACAAGGCUCCAAAGGAGGCUGACAGGUAUCGUGAUGAUUAUCAUGUGAGGAAGAAGAGGGUAGCGGAAGCCAAGGAGAAGCGAGUUGGGUCUUUCAAGGAUGGUACCGGGAAGGCUGAAAUCAAGAGCACAAAUGAUAUCCACAAGGAGCGGAAGUUGCAGGAGCAGAAGAAGAUGAAAAAUGCCAGGCCUGCGAAGAGAGGAAAGAAGUGA
Molecule: messenger RNA, 2670 nt
Organism: Lachnellula hyalina
Lineage: Eukaryota; Fungi; Ascomycota; Leotiomycetes; Helotiales; Lachnaceae
Gene: dbp10
Product: ATP-dependent RNA helicase
Exons: 3
Coding region: 1-2670 (889 amino acids)
Cellular component (GO): nucleus
Molecular function (GO): RNA helicase activity; RNA binding; ATP binding
Source: RefSeq, a predicted model, not a curated record